This is a messenger RNA of Miscanthus lutarioriparius, 237 nucleotides long. The record is from the annotation of a GenBank genome assembly. NCBI's taxonomy places the organism in Eukaryota, Viridiplantae, Streptophyta, Magnoliopsida, Poales, Poaceae.
AUGCCGCCAUGGCCUGCGACUGGUUCCAACCCGUACGACCUGAACAAGGGCACCAACGCCGGGCUGGUGUACGCCAAGUCAGUUCUAGCACGUCUGAUUCGAGGCCAGCCGGUCAGGAGCCUGUUCCCGGGCAAGAAGACGCACUGCACAAGACGUGCUCGAGAAGCUCAAGCACCAGCUGUCUGCGAGGCUUGGCGUCAUGCCCAGCGGACAGCUCUUAGAACACGAUCGAACUGA